This is a messenger RNA of Penicillium brevicompactum, 1671 nucleotides long. RefSeq lists its product as uncharacterized. The coding region runs from base 1 to 1671 and encodes 556 amino acids. Gene Ontology annotation, biological process: amino acid transmembrane transport. Gene Ontology annotation, cellular component: membrane. The transcript is spliced from 6 exons. Lineage: Eukaryota; Fungi; Ascomycota; Eurotiomycetes; Eurotiales; Aspergillaceae. The record is from RefSeq and is a predicted model, not a curated record. Gene Ontology annotation, molecular function: amino acid transmembrane transporter activity.
AUGGGCCACCCCGACGAGAUCAAUGCCCUUGAGGCACAGCCCAGCUACUACGAUGACUCUAAGGUCGAGACGAUUGAUGAGCCCGUUCAGCUCAAGAGGGAGCUCAAGGCUCGUCACAUUUCUAUGAUUGCCAUUGGUGGUGCGAUUGGUACUGGAUUGAUUGUUGGAACUGGUAGUGCAUUGACAGCCGGACCGGGUUCUUUGCUUAUUGCAUACUGCUUUAUGGGUCUCAUCGUUUGGACCGUCAUGUGCGGACUGGGUGAAAUGGCCGCCUGGCUCCCCUUGUCUUCUGGUUUCACUGGUUACGCUGGCCGUUUCUGUGAUCCUGCUCUUGGUUUUACUCUUGGAUGGUGCUAUUACCUUAAAUAUAUCAUUCUUCCGCCCACACAACUUACUGCAGCCGCCCUGGUCAUCACAUACUGGCCUCAAGUAUCAGCCGACAAGGUCAAUCCAGGCGUAUGGAUUGCCAUCUUCAUGGUGGCAAUUAUCGUGAUCAACUAUUUCGGUGUGAAGGUUUUUGGUGAAUUGGAAUUCUGGCUUUCAGCUUUCAAGAUCAUUGUCAUCCUGGGAAUCAUCCUGACCUCUUUCAUCUUCGCACUUGGCGGUGGUCCCGACCACGACAGAAGAGGUUUCAGGUACUGGAAAAGCCCGGGUGCCUUCAAUCACAAAUAUGUCGAGGGAGACCUCGGCAAGUUCCUUGCGUUCUGGUCGACCAUGGUGCAGGCCACCUUUGCCUUCCUCGGUACUGAACUUAUUGGUGUGACCGUUGGCGAGGCCCAGAACCCCCGAAAGACCAUUCCCAAGGCCAUCAAGCUCACCUUCUGGCGAAUCGUCGUGUUCUACAUUCUCAGUGUUCUCUUCGUUGGCAUGUUGGUUCCUUAUGACUCCCAGGACUUGGCUUUCGCUACCAAGGCCAAGAGCUCUGCUGCUGCAUCGCCAUUUGUGGUUGCUAUGAAGCAGGUCGCUGCUCUCCCCCAUAUCAUCAACGCUUGCAUUCUCGUGUUCGUCCUGUCUGCUGCCAACUCGGAUCUAUACAUUGCGACUCGAACUCUGUAUGGUCUCGCUCGCGAGAAGAAAGCUCCGGCAAUCUUUGCCCGCACCAACGUUGCUGGUGUCCCCAUUUACUCUCUGGCGCUGUCCGCGUCAUUCUGCCUUCUUGCCUUCAUGAGUGUCUCCAAGGGCUCCAAGGAAGUGUUUGGAUACUUCACCGACAUGGUCUCUAUCUUCGGAUUGUUGACCUGGAUCUCACUCCUCAUCACUCACAUUUUCUUCAUCCGUGCCCGACGCGCACAGGGCGUCGACGAGAAGACUAUCCCCUACCAAGCCCCACUCGGAAUCAUCGGUUCCAGCAUUGCGCUCUUUUUCUGCGUUCUCGUGGCUUUCACGCGCAGCUUUGGCGUGUUCAUUCACAACUCUGCCACCUAUGGCAGCUUCGACUAUAAGACUUUCAUCACCUCCUAUAUUGGAAUUCCUCUAUACGUCAUGGCAUUCACUGGCUGGAAGUUCUGGAAGAAGACCGAGAUCAUCAAGCCUCACAAUGCCGAUAUUUGGACUGGAAAGGCCGAGAUCGAUCGUGAAGAGGCCGAGUUUGAAGCCAUGGCUGUUAUUGAGAACCAAAACAUGUCGGGAUGGAAGAAGAUUUAUACAAAGGGCUUCUCAUGGCUCUUCUAG